Hyposmocoma kahamanoa is the source of this 1009-nucleotide messenger RNA. It is a transcript of the gene bug, whose product is annotated as thioredoxin domain-containing protein 15. The record is from RefSeq and is a predicted model, not a curated record. Gene Ontology annotation, biological process: cilium assembly. NCBI's taxonomy places the organism in Eukaryota, Metazoa, Arthropoda, Insecta, Lepidoptera, Cosmopterigidae. The transcript is spliced from 2 exons. The coding region runs from base 64 to 948 and encodes 294 amino acids. Gene Ontology annotation, cellular component: cilium.
UCUCGCAAUUUUCCCUAAUUCGUUGAUACUUUUAAAGUGUUAUUAAUCCAAAACGUACUUAGUAUGCAUUUGAACAAAUGUGAUAGAUUAUUUUUUGUAUUAUUCUUUUUAAUCGCCUUUACGACAGUCACGAUACAAUUUGAUGCAGACGAUGAAGCCGACAAUUUUGAUGAGUACGACACGGAUAAUGACGUCCCGAAUGUCGACGAAUCGGAGUCUCUUCUAUCCAACGUUGUGAACGACAUGAACAAAACAUUAACAAAUUUUUAUAAUCAUGUGACUUCUGCAAAUAUAACCACUGACAACAGUACACAGUCAGGCAAUGAGACUAAGAAACUCGUAAAAUGCAAAGAUAUGGUAUAUGAAGAAGCCGAUGCGGAGCCUGUUGUCGAAAUAAUCAAUGGGAGUGUUUUAGCCAAGCUAUUGCAGAUAAAACCAGAUGUUACCAGCAGAGAUGUGGAAGCUGAUUGUGUGUUAGUACUUUUCUUUGCAAGAGCAUGUCCUUUCAGUGCACACGCAGCUCCACACUUCAAUGCGAUAGCUCGAUCAUACCCGAACGUAAAAAUGGUUGCACUAGAUGCUCUGAAAUUCCAUGGCAUUAAUGCACAAUAUGGUGUUGUAGGUGUUCCAACUUUGAAAAUGUUCCAUAAUGGACGACCAGUCGGGAAAUUCAAUGGUACAGAAUAUAACAUUCAUUCAUUUAGCAAAUUUAUACAUGCUAUCACAGGACAAAAUCCGCAAGGGCUUUUGGUUACAUCUAAAGAUUUUCAAGGCCCUGUUUCAAGCGUGGUUGAGAAGGAAACCGACUACUUUUUGGUUACGUCCUGGUUAUUUAUCUUUGUGUGCUCAGUGUAUUACUUCAUGCAAUCAAAAUGGUGGCGUAUGAUUGUAGAAUCGGUUCAAAAUAAUUGGAGAGAAUCUGAGGCUCAACAUGAACAUAAUGAUUAGGUUAAGUUUUAUUAAUUUAUUCUAAAGACUUAAUAAAAAUAUUUCAUUUUUUAUUGCAAUU